Molecule: messenger RNA, 441 nt
Organism: Cladophialophora psammophila CBS 110553
Lineage: Eukaryota; Fungi; Ascomycota; Eurotiomycetes; Chaetothyriales; Herpotrichiellaceae
Exons: 2
Coding region: 1-441 (146 amino acids)
Biological process (GO): negative regulation of apoptotic process; protein stabilization
Source: RefSeq, a predicted model, not a curated record
AUGGCGGAACCAAUCCCGUCGGCCUCGUCGGCCGCUGCAGACGCGGCAGAUGACGAAACGUCCCAGAAUCUCCCUAACAACGCCGAGGACCGCAAGGCCGCUGCGGCGCUCAACUCACUGAAUGCGAACGAGAUGUCUACCGAGAAUGGCGAGAGCGGGACGAGACAACCUUCUGCGGCCGACCAAGAGGCACUGGGAAAGGCCAUGUCGAGACUGGAGAUCGCUAGUGGCCUCAGCAAGAAGAGGGAGGACAAUACCAAAGCUCAGGCGAAGAAGGAAGUAGAAGUGAAAAAGAAGGUCAAGAUCGCGGCCGAGGACGUGAAUUUUCUGGUCGAAGAGCUUGAUCUUUCGAAGAAUAAGGCUACAGAACUGUUGAGAUCGCAUGACGGAAAUGCUACACUAGCCAUUAACGCCUUCAUCAUUCCCGCCGCAAGAGCAUGA